CACGUUCUCUCGCCGCCGCCGGCCGCCGAUUGUCGCUACAGUUUGGCGCCGUUCACGUACACGACAUCACGCACAACGCACGCAUCGACGAAAUCGACUCUGUCGCCUUCGCUCUAUUUUUGUUUUUUUUUAAAUUACUGUUGUAACUUAUAUAUUUUGUUUUGUUGUUGUAAGAUAGAAAUAUCAUCACCAGUGUUAAGCGUCCGAGCGUCGUGUCGUCAGGAGAGUUUUCUGUUUUUUUUUCAGUCGCGUAAAACCGCAUCGAAAUGGGUUUAGGCACAUCCACGAUCAAAUACAUUUUGUUUUUUUUCAACUUUGCGUUCGCACUUUCUGGUCUGGCAUUGUUGGCCUUGGGUCUGUUUACCCGGUAUUAUUCAACGAAAACUGAAGAGCUGGCCAACAAAGCAUCCGGAGAUGCGGCUGGUAUGGCAGCUAUGGCAUUCAUCGUCAUUGGCGGAGCCGUGUUCAUCGUGUCGUUCUUCGGAUGUUGUGGAGCUAUCCGGGAGAGCCAUUGCAUGAUCACAAUGUACGCAAUGUUCCUAUUGGCGUUCUUCCUGUUGGAGGCGGCCACCGGUGUUUUCUUGUACGUGAACCGGGGACAAGUGGAAUCGAUUACUCGAAAAUCGUUGAACACCGUUUUUGAAGAUUACUCGAAUAAGUCGGAAUCACGCACUUUUGUCGACGAAAUCCAACACGACUUCCACUGCUGUGGUGUGGACGGACCGAACUAUUGGACCGAACGCAACGCGGCCGCUCUACCGCACACCUGUUGCCGAGAUGAUGGCGGCCAAGGGACAACGUGCUCAAAGGCCCAGGCGUGGCAGGACGGUUGUCUACAAAAGUCCAUCGAUUUGGUCAAAGGCCAGUCAGGCAUGUUGUUCAAGAUCAUCAUAGGAAUCGCGGGUGGAGAGCUGAUUGGAAUCGUUUUCGCGUUGUGCCUGGCGAGUAGCAUACGGAACGAAGAACGUCGACAAGGAUACGCUUAACUUAAUGUGGCAGAUGCACGAUAUACAUAAUUUUAUACAAUUAGUAUAACUCUCUUUGUCUCACAUUCUAUUGAGGAAAACUAUUCCUUUUCUUAACAUAUUUAUAACAAUAAUAUUACAUUAUAUGCCAGUUUGUUGUCCCAAUUCAAAACCGACCGUCGUGAAUAUAAUUUUAAAUAUUUUAAUUGUUCGUGUCACAUUAAUACAAAAAAUCACACUAACACUCACACACACACACACACAUAUAUACAUACACACGUACGUACAUACAUACAUACUUACAUACAUACAGAAACACACAAAUAAAUGCACGCURCCAUUCGCACGGCGACGUGAAGAUGUUAGAUUUGUAAAAUACUAUUUUUUUUCACGAUUUAUUAAUGUUAUAAAAUAUUAUUUUAAGAUUAUAAUAUGUACACGUGUUA
Messenger RNA from Diuraphis noxia (Russian wheat aphid), 1411 nucleotides. Its product is annotated as CD63 antigen-like. NCBI's taxonomy places the organism in Eukaryota, Metazoa, Arthropoda, Insecta, Hemiptera, Aphididae. The record is from RefSeq and is a predicted model, not a curated record. Gene Ontology annotation, cellular component: plasma membrane.